UAUAUGUGUAUAGCUUAGUUCGUAUCAUAUUAUUAUGUGAUCAUAUUAUACUAGUAUAAUAUGAUCUAAGGUGUAUAGUGAAAAAGAGAGGGAGAGCUGAUACCUUCAUUUAUCGUUAUAAUGUCACGGCCUAUGAUGAUACCGACCUUAAGCCCAAAAUUUUUUUUCGGUCUCACAACUCAAGUGAACGGUAAUUGUUUAUUUCUGAAUGAAAAUGAAAUAGUCUAUCCAGCGUCUGGUGUCCUCGUCAUUUACAACACUGCCCAUCAUAAACAAAAAUAUAUACACCUGGCCGAACCACAAAAAGUCAUCACUGCUAUGGCCCUCUGCAUUAACAAAAACGUUAUAGCUGUGGCAGAGAAAGGUGACAAGAAGAAACCUACCAUCAGUAUUUAUGACCUGGACUCGAUGAAACGAAAAAAACUAUUAACUGUGUUAACGGAUUUGAAAACCGAUAAUUUUAUUAAUAUAAAAUUCUCAUUUGAUGAUACUUAUUUGGCAGCCCUCACUAAUGGACCGGAUUUUAUGAUGUACUACUACAAUUGGGAAAAUUCAAAAAUCGAAAGCUACGUGAAAGCUAGCAACCCUCCAAAUGCCGAAGGACCAGUGUUAGACAUGGCCUUAAAUCCAUCCGACAAUACUAUAUGCUGUUUUGUUGGUAAAGGGCUUUUCCGACUAGUCACUAUCAGUGAUUCUAUUUGGCGACAGUACGGUUUUCAAAAAGCUGACAAUUUGGAUUUUUCCACCGUAUGUUGGUUGAACGGUGAUAGGAUUUUAGCUGGUACUACGGAUGGUCGUAUAGUAAUAGUAGAGAAUGGAGAACUUAUAGCUAUGUACAACGUUAAAACAAUGAUGGAUUUUGAUCCAAAACAUAGAAUAAAAGCUCCUUUAGACGUUGUUCCCUUAUCAAAAGAAAGCAAUCAACGAAUGGACAUAAGAUGUUGUAUUCCGAUCAAGAUAGGUUUAAUAUUCGUGUUCGGCGAUUCCUGUGUUUAUUACUACGAAAAAACUAAUCACAGAUACAAAAGACGAAAUGAAUUCUUGAAGCAAACUGACUCAAACUUAAAUGCUUUGGAUACCGAUAGACCUAUGCAUAACAUAGAGACACUGUCUAUAAGUCCAAAAAACCUAAAAAUGAUUUGUGUUACAAGGCGGUCACAAUUGUUUUGGGCACCGUUGGCUGAAAUUCCAGACACAUAUAUGAACGCACAGAAUAUUGUUUACUUUAAGCCUCUUGGUGAAGACUUGCAUCAUGGUGGUAUCUCCAGCUUGUCAACGUGUAAAUGGAAACCAAUAUUCAUAACUUGUGGAAAGGUUGACCACACCAUUAGGGUUUGGAACUAUUUGAAUUGUUCAUUAUUACUGUCACAACAAUACCAAGAAGAUGUGUUUAGUGUUUCACUACACCCUUCUGGGUUAUAUUCCGUAGCCGCAUUCACGGGGAAAGUCGAGUUUCAAUUGGUGCACACGGAAGGUCUGAAAUCGUGGAGAGAGUUCGCUGUGACGAGUUGUAACUUAACCGAAUUUAGUAUGUCCGGUCACAUGUUUGCUUUAGCUAACCAAUUCGACGUCGAUGUGUAUUGUUCGGUGAAAUUUGAGAAAAGGUUUACGUACAAAGGACAUUCAAAUACGAUCACGGCUAUGGUAUGGGCGCCAAACGAUAUGAAACUAGUUACGUGUGGAAAAGAUGGUGCUAUUUACGAAUUUAAUACAAGGACUGGUGAAAGGGACAUGGAUAUCGUACAUUCUAAAACGAUUUAUAUGGAUUUGGCCAUUUCAAACGACACUAAUCAGAUUUUCCCAGCUGCUCAGGAUGGCCGAUUCAAAGAAAUAAAUAAUCAAUCGGUUAACUUUUUUAUGACAAAUUAUAUACCUACACUCAAUUAUUGUAAAACUUAG
This is a messenger RNA of Acyrthosiphon pisum (pea aphid), 1899 nucleotides long. Its product is annotated as cilia- and flagella-associated protein 57-like. Gene Ontology annotation, molecular function: protein binding. The transcript is spliced from 7 exons. The record is from RefSeq and is a predicted model, not a curated record. The coding region runs from base 121 to 1899 and encodes 592 amino acids. Lineage: Eukaryota; Metazoa; Arthropoda; Insecta; Hemiptera; Aphididae.